CUUUUGGUUCCGGUAUCAUCCCUGAUUCUGUAGUGGUCCCCCAACAAAUUUCACGUCUACUCAGGCCGCCGCAGUGCUGUCGCUGGAUGGAACACCCACAUCGUCCACCGCCUCGUAGACGAUAGCUUCGAUAGCUUCGAAUCAUGUCGGCGCCGUCGCCUCUCCACCGCCAUCAAUCUUCCCUCGAGGGCAUCAUCGAUUUCUCAGCCGAAGAGCCUCUGGGAAUCCACCAGCGAAACGAUGCGAGACGUAGAUUCUAUCGUAUUGUCGAGCAUUUUGGAGCUAGUGGUGCUAUCGAUCGCGCCCCGCCAAAAUACGAACCACCGAGGCUUGUCCGCUAUACUUACGAAUAUGCACUUUCAGAGGAAUCUAGAGACAAUUUCCUACGGGCCUUCUUUCGGGCUAUGACACUCUCUUUAACCGGACAGAGCGGCGACGACAACGACCUCGACGAUCUCGAGAAUAUCCGCUCUCUAUUCUUUGGUUUUGCUAGCUAUCUACUCGAUUAUUUUUUUCUACCCAUCAAGUCUUCUACGAAAAAGACACCACAACCCUCACCCGCAUUCCACUCGGCCGUCGAGCGAGCCCAGGGAGGUGCGCAAGGCUUUAUUGGAACCCCAGAUAGGUUGUCCCGGCUUCGGGGCGCCUGUCUCAUCCGCGACCGCCAUCGCUGUGUUAUUACCCGCUGUUUUGACCAUAAAGAGGCGAGAAAUCGUAUGCAACAGAAUGGCGACGAUGCCCGGGAUGAUAAUGGAGUUCUACUUUUAGAAGAUACGGUCAUUGAUGAACUGGAAGUGGCCCACAUACUUCCACAUUCCCUAAUGAAAGUAGAUGGGGGCCGCGAAUUGGUAUAUCUUCUAUAAUCCCUCUAAACAAGCAGCACUCACAAUCCUCGAUAUGUUUGACACUGGUAUUGUACACUUAAUUGAUGGGACUGAUAUCGACCGGCCAAGAAAUGCCGUUACACUUACAGCUUUCCUCCAUACUCUCUU
Messenger RNA from Xylaria bambusicola, 992 nucleotides. RefSeq lists its product as uncharacterized. The coding region runs from base 144 to 863 and encodes 239 amino acids. The transcript is spliced from 3 exons. The record is from RefSeq and is a predicted model, not a curated record. NCBI's taxonomy places the organism in Eukaryota, Fungi, Ascomycota, Sordariomycetes, Xylariales, Xylariaceae.